Molecule: messenger RNA, 1860 nt
Organism: Oncorhynchus tshawytscha (Chinook salmon)
Lineage: Eukaryota; Metazoa; Chordata; Actinopteri; Salmoniformes; Salmonidae
Product: collagen alpha-1(IV) chain-like
Exons: 4
Coding region: 1-1860 (619 amino acids)
Source: RefSeq, a predicted model, not a curated record
AUGCCAGGAGACUAUGGCAGCUCAUCCACCUCAGGAGACUAUGGCAGCUCGUCCACUCUAGAAGACUAUGGCAGCUCAUCCACUCUAGAAGACUAUGGCAGCUCGUCCACUCUAGAAGACUAUGGCAGCUCGUCCACUCUAGAAGACUAUAGCAACUCAUCCACGCCAGGACACUAUGGCAGCUCGUCCAUGCCAGGAGAAUAUGGCAGCUUGUCCACUCUAGAAGACUAUAGCAGCUCGUCCACUCUAGAAGACUUUGACAGCUCAUCCACACCAGGAGACUAUGGCAGCUCAUUCACACCAGGAGACUAUGGCAGCUCGCCCAGGCCAGGAGACUCUAGCAGCUCGUCCACACCAGGAGACAAUAGCAGUUCGUCCACGCCAGGAGACUAUGACAGCUCGUCCAAACCAGGAGACUAUGGCAGCUCAUCCACACCAGGACACUAUGGCAGCUCACCCAGGUCAGGACACUAUAACAGCUCGUCCACACCAGGAGACUAUGGCAGCUGGCCCAGGCCAGGAGACUAUAGCAGCUCGUCCAUACCAGGAGACUAUGGCAGCUCAUCCACACCAGGAGACUAUGGCAGCUCACCCAGGCCAGGAGACUAUGGAUACUAUGGCAGCUCGUCCCCGCCAGGAGACUAUGGCAGCUCAUCCACUCUAGAAGAUUAUAGCAGUUUGUCCACUCUAGAAGACUUUGACAGCUCAUCCACACCAGGAGACAAUGGCAGCUCAUUCACACCAGGAGACUAUGGGAGCUCGCCCAGGCCAGGAGACUAUGGCAGCUCGUCCACUCUAGAAGGCUAUGGCAGCUUGUCCACGCCAGGAGAAUAUGGCAGCUUGUCCACGCCAGGAGAAUAUGGCAGCUCGUCCACACCAGGAGACUAUAGCAGAUACUAUGGCAGCUCGUCCACACCAGGAGACUAUGGCAGCUCAUCGACGCCAGGAGACUAUGGCAGCUCGUCCAGGCCAGGAGACUAUGGCAGCUCGCCCAAGCCAGGAAACUAUGGCAGCUCAUCCACUCUAGAAGACUAUGGCAGCUUGUCCACGCCAGGAGAAUAUGGCAGCUUGUCCACGCCAGGAGAAUAUGGCAGCUCGUCCACACCAGGAGACUAUAGCAGUUCGUCCACGCCAGGAGACUAUGACAGCUCACCCACGCCAGGAGAAUAUGGCAGCUCAUCACACCAGAAGACUAUGGCAGCUCGUCCACGCCAGGAGACUAUGGCAGCUCAUCCACACCAGGAGACUAUGGCAGCUCGCCCAGGAGACUAUGGCAGCUCGUCCCCGCCAGGAGACUAUGGCAGCUCAUCCACUCUAGAAGAUUAUAGCAGUUCGUCCACUCUAGAAGACUUUGACAGCUCAUCCACACCAGGAGACAAUGGCAGCUCAUUCACACCAGGAGACUAUGGGAGCUCGCCCAGGCCAGGAGACUAUGGCAGCUCGUCCACACCAGGAGAAUAUGGCAGCUUAUCCACGCCAGGAGACUAUGACAGCUUGUCCACGCCAGGAGAAUAUGGCAGCUCGUCCACACCAGGAGACUAUGGCAGCUCGUCCACUCUAGAAGGCUCUGGCAGCUUGUCCACGCCAGGAGAAUAUGGCAGCUUGUCCACGCCAGGAGAAUAUGGCAGCUCGUCCACACCAGGAGACUAUAGCAGUUCGUCCACGCCAGGAGACUAUGACAGCUCAUCCACACCAGGAUACUAUGGCAGCUCGUCCACACCAGGAGACUAUGGCAGCUCAUCCACGCCAGGAGACUAUGGCAGCUCGUCCAGGCCAGGAGACUAUGGCAGCUCGCCCAAGCCAGGAAACUAUGGCAGCUCGUCCACGCCAGGAGACUAUGGCAGCUCAGGCCAAGACUAA